Trichosurus vulpecula (common brushtail) is the source of this 835-nucleotide messenger RNA. RefSeq names its product coiled-coil domain-containing protein 115-like. Bases 10 to 672 code for a protein of 220 amino acids. The record is from RefSeq and is a predicted model, not a curated record. NCBI's taxonomy places the organism in Eukaryota, Metazoa, Chordata, Mammalia, Diprotodontia, Phalangeridae. Gene Ontology annotation, cellular component: extrinsic component of endoplasmic reticulum membrane. Gene Ontology annotation, biological process: vacuolar proton-transporting V-type ATPase complex assembly. The transcript has a single exon.
UUCCGGGCUAUGGCGGCAGCCGGUGGCGGUGAGAGCGCUGUGGCCUCCGAAGCCGGGGCUUUGCGAGCUUUGAGCACCCAGUUAGAUGCGACCCUCGUGCAGCUGCUCGUGGAGCUUGAGCAGCUGGAAGGGAAGCGGGUGGCCUUGAACGCCCGAGUGGAGGAGGGCUGGUUUUCCCUCUCCAAGACUCGCUAUGCUAUGGGUGCCAAGGCUGUCAGCCCCCUUCAGUAUAGCUCCUCUAUGACUCCCUUCUUCCGGGUCUGCACGAGUGAGCCCGAGCCUGGUCGGCCUGAGUUCGAGGUGAUUUUCACUGGAACUGGAUCCCCGAAGGACGGAAGACCCCAGGAGUCCCAAGGUGUGAGUGAUUAUGGGGAGCCAGAGUCCGAGUCUCAGUCUCCGGUGCUUCGCAGGCGGCCGCAGCCCCAGGGGUCUCCUUUGCAGCCCACCCCACCCACACCUGCCGCUGCGACGUCUCCGGAGCGGGAUCCCCUGACCUGGUUUGGGAUCCUGGUGCCCCAGAGUCUGCGGCAGGCCCAGGGAAGUUUCCGGGCAGCUCUGCUGGUGGCUGGGGAGAUUGCCGCGCUCCAGAGCCGAAUCGAGUGGGGAAGAGCCCAGAUUCAAGCCCUUCUCCAGGAGAAACAGAAACUGCUUGAUCAGCUGAAGGUGGCAUGAACACAUUCUCUAAAAUUUAGAAUCCUAAUGAAUAAUUUUGUCUUUUGUGACUAUCAAAAAAAGUGAAAAUUAAAACUUUUUUUUUCCUUUUCUGGAGAAAAUGAUACAUUUCCUCUGCUUUCCAAAGUUCCCGCUGUCACAUUAAAGAAUCAAACAUAAAAAA